This is a messenger RNA of Sorex araneus (European shrew), 719 nucleotides long. Its product is annotated as elongation factor 1-alpha 1-like. Gene Ontology annotation, molecular function: GTP binding. Bases 1 to 651 code for a protein of 216 amino acids. The transcript has 2 exons. Lineage: Eukaryota; Metazoa; Chordata; Mammalia; Eulipotyphla; Soricidae. The record is from RefSeq and is a predicted model, not a curated record.
AUGAGAUAUCUCUACAACCAGUCCCCUUAUGUUAGAAAUCAUCAUCAGUUGCUGGACAACUUUGAGACUGGUGUGCUCAAACCUGGCAUGGUGGUCACAUUCGCUCCAGUCAAUGUUACAACUGAAGUUAAGUCUGUUGAAAUGCACCACGAAGCUCUUAGCGAGGUUCUUCCUGGGGACAACGUGGGCUUCAACAUCAAGAACAUGUCUGUUAAAGAUGUUCGUCGUGGCAUUGUGGCUGGUGACAGCAAAAAUGAUCCUCCAAUGGAAGCUGCAGGCUUCACAGCUCAGAUGAUUAUCCUGAACCAUCCCAGUCAGAUCAGUGCUGGUUAUGCACCUGUACUGGAUUGCCACAUAGCCCACAUUGCUUGCAAGUUCGCUAAGCUGAAAGAGAAGUUUGACCGUCAUUCUGGGAAAAAGCUGGAAGAUGGCCCCAAGUUCUUGAAAUCUGAUGACGCUGCCAUCGUUGAUAUGGUCCCUGGCAAGCCCAUGUGUGUUGAGAGCUUCUCUGACUACCCUCCUCUGGGUUGUUUUGCUGUUUGUGAUAUGAGGCGGACUGUUGCUGUGGGUGUCAACAAAGCAGUGGACAAGAAGGCAGCUGGAGCUGUCAAGGUUACCAAGUCUGCCCAGAAGGCUCAGAAAACUAAAUGAAUAUUAUCCCCAGUACCUGCAACCCCAGUCUUAAUCAGUGGUGGAAGAACGGUCUCAGAACUGUUUGU